Messenger RNA from Carassius auratus (goldfish), 6152 nucleotides. RefSeq names its product NLR family CARD domain-containing protein 3-like. The coding region runs from base 637 to 6042 and encodes 1801 amino acids. Gene Ontology annotation, molecular function: protein binding. The record is from RefSeq and is a predicted model, not a curated record. Lineage: Eukaryota; Metazoa; Chordata; Actinopteri; Cypriniformes; Cyprinidae. The transcript has 27 exons.
GUUGGCGCUUUAGGGGAUCUACUACUUCAGUACAACUACCGAUUAGUAUUAUUUUUAUUGAUCAGACGUCACUGAUCGCAAAGGGGGCUUGAGAAUUUGAGAAAAUGCUCAAAUACGUUAUGCAAAUGACAGGCGAUAAACUAGAAGGCAGCCAAAUUGUUUACGCAAUAGGCUUUGGCAUUUCAUAACAUUCACACAAACAGGAUAGACACACCCUGAAGCGGUUGAUUUACUGGCGUUCAAAGCAGCACUGGGGGACUCUGUCACAGCAGUGAUCGCGUAGCCUACCGUUACCUCUUAAAGCUCGAAACUGGCACCGCGAGAAAGUUAUUUAGGAAAGGCUUGGGAAAUGAAAACAUCAUAUUGGCUGCAGUUGCUGUUUGUCCUUCUCGAGGCCUAGAAACAUAUUCAGUUGAUAUAGCCGAUUCUUUUUCCAGGCUGGAAUUUAUUUUGGGAUCGUACCUCGUGACAAGCAACGCAUAAAGUCAGGAACAUCGAGAGCGUUUCAAAUACUUCUAAAUUCUCUUCUUAGUGCACAAGACUGCACUAAGAUAUCAUCAUCUCCAGUCAUACAGAGAAGCUGAUUGUCAACACCGACACCAGUUCUGAUGUUUACAUUUCCAGUUUAUCUGCAGUAUGUCAGAGAAGCAAGAAAAGGACUCUCUGUCUGAGAUGAGUCUCUCAAAGAAACAGAGUGUAAUUACAGGCUCAGAUGUGUCCAGCUCUGUGUCAGUGAAGAGUGACCAGUCAAUAGGCGGACCACCAUAUUUCAGUGAGGAAACACCAUCUACCAAAAGUGUAAUUACAGGCUCAGAUGUGUCCAGCUCUGUGUCAGUGAAGAGUGACUGGUCAAAAGAUGAACCACCAAAUUUCAGUGAGGAAACACCAUCAUCUACCAAAAGUGUAAUUACAGGCUCAGAUGUGUCCAGCUCUGUGUCAGUGAAGAGUGACUGGUCAAAAGAUGAACCACCAAAUUUCAGUGAGGAAACACCAUCAUCUACCAAAAGUGAAAGAUUAGGCUCUGUGUCUGUUAAAAGUGAUGGGUCACUUAUCCAUCCACCAGACUUAAGUGAGGAAACACCAUCUUCCAAAAGGUUUCAAUAUGAGACAUUAGAUUCAGACAUUCAGACUCACAGGAGCCAGAAGAAUUUCAAAGACAAUAUCCUGUGGAUCUUCAAGGAUAUAGAGAGCAAGAUAAUCCAAUUUCUGAAAAAUGAGCUUGAGAAUUUUAAGAAGAUAUUACAAAAAGAAAACAUGCAAUACUUUGUGAAAGACUUUAAUGAGAAUAGAUUGAGUAUCAAGGAAAUAGCUCUUGAUCUCACACUCUACUUCUUGAGAGAUAUGAAGCAAGAUGUAGCUGCUGAUACUCUAGAAGAUGAGCUGCUCUUCAUCCAUCAACUAAAAAGUAACCUAAAGAAUAAGUACCAAUGUGUGUUUGAAGGAAUUGCAAAGCAAGGUGACUCUACACUUCUGAAUAACAUCUACACAGAUCUCUAUAUCACUCAGGGUGGUUGUGAACAGGUCAAUACUGAACAUGAAGUAAGACAGAUUGAAGUUACUACCAGGCAUCAAGAAUCACAAGAGAUACAGGUUGAAUGCACAAAGAUGUUUCAAGCUCCUGAACAAGAAAAGCAGAUCAGAACUGUACUGACAAAAGGAGUUGCUGGCAUCGGAAAGUCAGUCUCUGUGCAAAAGUUUGUUCUGGAUUGGGCUGAAGGAAAAGAAAAUCAAGAUAUCAGUUUCAUAUUUCCUCUUCCAUUUAGAGAGUUGAACUUAAAGGAGAUAGGAACACAAAGCUUGACAAGUAUUAUAAGUCAGUUUUUCCCAGAAACAAAAACACUGAAUCUUAAAAGAAGGAAUCAAUUCAAAGUCCUGUUCAUUCUUGAUGGAUUGGAUGAAUGUCGUCUUCCUCUGAACUUUGAUGGUAAUGAGACGUGGUCUGAUGUAUUAUCACCAGCCUCUCUGGAUGUUCUCCUGACAAACCUGAUCAAGGGAAAUCUGCUUCCUUCUGCUCUCAUCUGGAUCACCACCAGACCAGCAGCUGCCAGUAAGAUUCCUCCUGAUUAUAUUGACCGGGUAACAGAGGUCAGAGGUUUCAACGAUGUACAAAAGGAGGAGUACUUCAAAAAAAGAUUCACUGAUCAGAAUCUGGCCAGUGAAAUCAUUGAUCAUGUAAAAAAAUCUAGGAGUCUGUUUAUCAUGUGUCACAUCCCAGUCUUCUGCUGGAUUUCAGCCACUGUUCUCCAGAAUAUUUUGGAGGAAAAAAGAAAUAAUGAUCAGAAAACCCAUCAGGCUGAUGACGCCUCCAAAACACUGCAGAAAUCAAAUACUGAUGACAUUCCUAAGACUCUGACCCAAAUGUACACACACUUUCUCCGUUUUCAGAUCCUGCAGAGCAGACGAAAGUAUGAUGGAGAAUAUACACCGAAUAUUUCCUGGGAUAAAGAUGCCAUCCUUUCACUGGGGAAACUUGCAUUUCAUCAGUUAGAAAGAAAUAACCUGAUCUUCUAUGAUACAGACCUGGAAGCCAGUGGUAUUGACAUAUAUAAAGCAUCAGUAUAUUCAGGCAUGUGUACCCAGAUUUUUAAAGAGGAAACAGGGAUCAUUUUUGGUACCAUGUACUGUUUUGUUCACUUGAGCAUUCAAGAGUUCAUUGCAGCCCUUUAUGCACAUCUGUUUCUAGACAUCAACAAGAAAAGUGUGUUUGUUCAAGACUCUGCAGAACAGGAAAACAAAAAUGAAGCCAUGAUUGAUUUGCUCAAGACUGCAGUGGACAAGGCACUCGAGAGUGACAGUGGACACCUGGAUCUUUUUCUUCGUUUCCUUCUUGGUCUGUCACUCCAGACCAAUAGACUUCUCUUACGAGGUCUGUUGUCACAGUAUGACUACAGUGACCAGAGCAAAAAGGAAGUAGUUCAGCACAUAAAGCAGAAAUUAGAGGAUAAUUUGUCUCCAGAGAGAUCCAUCAAUCUGUUCUACUGUCUGAAUGAACUGAAUGAUCAAACUCUGGUAAAAGAGAUUCAGACUCACCUCAGUAAAGGAAGUCUUUCAUCUUCUGAUCUUUCACCUGCCCAGUGGUCCGCUUUGGCCUUUGUGUUGUUGACAUCAGAGGAAGAGAUGGAGGAGUUUGAGCUUCAGAAAUUCAAGAAAUCAGACGAAUGUCUCAUUAGAUUAUCAACAGUCAUUAAAACUACCAAAAGAGCUUUGCUAAAUGAUUGUAACAUAACAGACAAAAGCUGUCCAGCUCUGGCUACAGUUCUUGGAUCAGAUACCAGUCUGAAAGAGCUGAACAUGAACAAUAACAAUCUGCAGGACUCAGGAGUAAAGCAUAUCUGCAUUGGACUGAAGAGUGUAAAUUGCAAAUUAGAGAUACUGAGACUAUCAGACUGCGGCAUCACUGAAGAAGGUUAUAAAGCUCUGGCUUCAGCUCUGAGAUCAAACCCUUCACACCUGAUAGAGCUGGAUCUCACAGGAAAUGAUCCUGGACAAUCAGGAGUGAAGGAGCUCAGUGAUUUACUACUGGAUCCAAACUGUCAACUGAAGACACUGAGAUUUUUGAGUCCUGCUGCAAAUGAAGCCUGUCAGUAUGUGUCUGGAAUUGUGGGUAAAAACCCGUUGCUCCUGAGAGAUCUUAAUCUGGGUGAAUGUGAAUUAGGAGACACAAGAGUAAAUCAGAUCACUGCUCUACUGCAGGAUAAGCACUGUAAACUCAACACACUGAUUCUAUAUAGAUGCAGUAUUACAGAGAAACAAUGUCUCAUCCUGAUUUCAGCUCUGAAAUUAAACCCUUCAUACCUGAGAGAACUGGACUUAAGUGAGAAUGAACUAAAAGACACAGGAUUGAAUAACUUAUGUGACGUUCUGAAAGAUUCACACUGUAAACUGGAGAGACUGAGGCUUUCAGACUGCAGUAUCACUGAAGAAGGUUAUAAAGCUCUGGCUUCAGCUCUGAGAUCAAACCCUUCACACCUGAUAGAGCUGGAUCUGACAGGAAAUGAUCCUGGACAAUCAGGAGUGGAGAAGCUCAGUGAUUUACUACAGGAUGAUUCCUGUAAAUUAAAGAUCAUCAGGUUUCUGAAAAGUCCUGCUGCACAAGAUGUGUGUGAUUAUCUUACCAAAGUUCUGGCUAAAAGUCCAUUAUUACUGACAGAACUGGAUCUGAGUGAAGAUAAAAUUGGAGAUUUGGAUUGGGAGAAGCUCUCUGCUCUUUUGGUGGACUCUCAUUGCAAACUGGAGAAAAUAAAGCUGAAUAAUUGUGAGCUGACAGAGAAAAGCUGUUCAGUUCUAGCUACUGUUCUCUCCUCCAAAACCAUCCUGAAAGAGCUGAACCUGAACAACAGUCGUCUGCUGGACUCAGGAGUCAAAGUGAUCUGUGAGGGACUGAAGAAACCUGUGUGUGAGCUGGAGAUACUCAAACUUUCAGACUGCAGUAUCACUGAAGAAGGUUAUAAAGCUCUGGCUUCAGCUGUGAGAUCAAACCCUUCACACCUGAAAGAGCUGGAUCUCACAGGAAAUGAUCCUGGACAAUCAGGAGUGAAGGAGCUCAAUGAUUUACUACAGAAUCCAAACUGUCAGGUGAAGACACUGAGGUUUUUGGGUCCUGCUGCAGAUGAAGCCUGUCAGUAUGUGAGUGGAAUUGUGGGUAAAAACCCAUUACUUUUGAGAGAGCUGAAUCUGAGUGAAUGUGAACUAGGAGACACACGACUGAAUCAGAUCGCUGCUCUGCUGCAGGAUAAACACUGUACACUCAAAACACUGAAGCUGUGCAAUUGUGGUCUAACAGAGGAAAGCUGCUUAGUUCUCGCUACAGUCCUGAGAUCAAACUCCAGUCUGAAAGAACUUGACAUGAGCAACAAUAAUCUGCAGGAUUCAGGAGUGAAGAAACUCCAGAGCGGAUUAGAAGACACAAACUGCACACUCACAAAACUAAGUCUUUCAGACUGCAGUAUCACUGAAGAAGGUUAUAAAGCUCUGGCUUUAGCUCUGAGAUCAAACCCUUCACACAUGAUAGAGCUGGAUCUCACAGGAAAUGAUCCUGGAGAAUCAGGAGUGAAGCAGCUCAAUGAUUUACUACAGGAUCCAAAAUGUCAACUAAAGAAGCUGAGGUUAAGCUGCUGUUAUAUUACAGAUGAAGGAUGUUCUGCACUGACUUCAGCUCUGAAAUCAAACCCUUCACAUCUGAGAGAAUUGGACCUCAGUGGGAAUGAACUAGGAGACUCUGGAGUGAAAAACCUCAGUGAUCUACUGAAGAACCCACAAUUCAAACUGGAGAAACUACAUCUGUGUGAAUGCAGUAUUAAAGAGAAACAGUGUUUCAUCCUGACUUCAGCUCUGAAAUUAAACCCAUCAAACCUGAGAGAACUGGACCUGAGUAGAAAUGAACUAAAAAAUACAGGAGUGAAUCACUUAUGUGAUGUACUGGAGGAUUCACACUGUAAACUGGAGAGAUUGAGGUUAAGAUACUGUGAUGUGACAGAUGAAGGUUGUUCUGCUGUGACUCUAGCUCUGAAAUCAAACCCAUCACACCUGAGAGAGCUGAACCUUUGUAGGAAUGAACUAGGAGACUCUGGAGUGAAAAACCUCAGUGAUCUACUGAUGAACCCACAAUGCAAACUGGAGAAACUAGGUUUGAGUGAAUGCAGUAUUACAUACGAACAGGGUCUCAUCCUGACUUCAGCUAUAAAAUCAAACCCAUCACACCUGAGAGAGCUGGACCUUAGUGAGAAUCAAAUAAAAAACACAGGAAUGAGUCAAUUAUGUGAUGUACUAAAGGAUCCACACUGUAAACUGGAGAGAUUGAGCCUAAAUUUCUGUGGCAUUACAGACGUUUCUGCUUUAACUCAGUCUUUGACAAACACAAAAGCACUGCAGUUUCUAAAAGAGCUUGAUCUGACAAACAAUAUGAUUGGAGGCUCAGUUAAGCAGCUCAUUGAUGUGCUACGAAGCUCAAACUGUAAACUGAAACAGGACCGUGAACAGGCUUUGUUUAGAGCUGCUACAAAGCACACUGGUAUGCAAUUUACAUCCUGGUCUAAAUCUUAGAAUCCUGUGAAAAGGAGCUUCAUUAUCAGGUGAAGCAGUGAAGUGAAGAGUCAAUCGUCAGAACAGAGCGGAUUCUAAUUAUCAAUUUAUAUAUCAAUAUUAUUAUUUUA